Molecule: messenger RNA, 1831 nt
Organism: Procambarus clarkii (red swamp crayfish)
Lineage: Eukaryota; Metazoa; Arthropoda; Malacostraca; Decapoda; Cambaridae
Source: RefSeq, a predicted model, not a curated record
GAGGAUAGCGACCAGGCCGCUGGUGUGAGGGAGGUGUUGACGUAGGCAGCGGGGACUGGAGUAGUCAGUUGCCUCCUGACCUUCACCGAGUUAACAUCAUCAACUUGUCUACAGUUUAAAGAUGGCGCUGCUUUCUACAAUCUUGGGAGUGCUGGUGGUGCUUGUCGUCGGUGUGUCUUGCCAGUAUGGACCAGUUCAAGUACCUGACAUUGGACGCGUCGACAGACCUCUUCUCGGCAACAUUAUACCUAUCGACAGGUUUCCUGCCCAAAACAGCGGAUUUGGUUCUAGUAAUCAUCCUGUAGACCUUCAGACCACACAAGGCGGAUCGGUGAACUUACCCCGGGUAGUUUUAAGUCAAGCCGCUCCAUUUAGAUUUUCCAGUCAGUCGGACAUUAACUUCAACCAAGGCAGCGGUCAGGCGGCUGGAGCCGUCUUUGGACAGGGUGUAGGAAGCGGUCAGGCGACUGGAGCCGUCUUUGGACAGGGUGUAGGAAGCGGUCAGGCGACUGGAGCCGUCUUUGGACAGGGUGUAGGAAGCGGUCAGGCGGCUGGAGCAAUCUUUGGACAGGGUGUAGGAAGCGGUCAGGCGGCUGGAGCAAUCUUUGGACAGGGUGUAGGAAGCGGUCAGGCGGCUGGAGCAAUCUUUGGACAGGGUGUAGGAAGCGGUCAGGCGGCUGGAGCAAUCUUUGGACAGGGUGUAGGAAGCGGUCAGGCGGCUGGAGCAAUCUUUGGACAGGGUGUAGGAAGCGGUCAGGCGGCUGGAGCAAUCUUUGGACAGGGUGUAGGAAGCGGUCAGGCGGCUGGAGCCGUCUUUGGACAGGGUGUAGGUAGUGGUCAGGCGGCUGGCGCCGUCUUUGGACAGGGUGUAGGAAGCGGUCUGGCGGCUGGCGCCAUCUUUGGACAGGGUGUAGGAAGCAGUCAGGCGGCUGGAGCCGUCUUUGGACAGGGUGUAGGAAGCGGUCAGGCGGCUGGCGCCGUCUUUGGACAGGGUGUAGGUAGUGGUCAGGCGGCUGGAGCCGUCUUUGGACAGGGUGUAGGAAGCGGUCAGGCGGCUGGAGCCGUCUUUGGACAGGGUGUAGGUAGUGGUCAGGCGGCUGGCGCCGUCUUUGGACAGGGUGUAGGAAGCGGUCAGGCGGCUGGAGCCGUCUUUGGACAGGGUGUAGGAAGCGGUCAGGCGGCUGGAGCAGUCUUUGGACAGGGUGUAGGAAGCGGUCAGGCGGCUGGAGCCGUCUUCGGCCAGAACCAAGCUACAGUACUCGGCAGUGGCCGGUUUAGCCAGGUCAGUGUUCCUCGCGUGACUAUUGGCAGUCCGGAAGUUAGAAGAGUGGACGCACUCUUCACCCCAACUGUCACCCAAGUUAUCACCAUCGACCGCUGCGUCACUGUCACCGACCAGGCCUUCAACAGCGUGGCCGUGACCCUGACUUCCUUCAGCGUGCAGACUGUCACCGUGGGAACACGAGCGGUGUUGCAGACGCCCGUCGAUGAUCGCGUCGCUCUCCAGACAUCGGUGUUUGUCCGGCCCGGGACCGUAACAUUAACGGAGGUGAAGUCUGACUUCAGGAUCGUGACUGAAACUUCCCUAACCCACGUGACCCUCGCCCACACGUCCUACGUCAUCAGCCAGUACACCUUCACCACCACGGCCACCCAAGUACAAACAUAUACGGCGACUUUGGUGCGUACAAACGUUAGCACCCAGAGGACUACCAUCACAAACUACCGGACUGUCACCGACACUGUCUUCGUUAACAGCGGCUACGGCUACAGACCACAGUAGUCCCUUGUACAUGACUUUUAUAUUGACAUUAUACACAUAAUUCGCCAA